AUGCCUUCUGAAACAGAAAAAUCGAGCGAAAAGCCUCAGACUCUCGGGCCUGCGAAGUUUGCACAUCAUUCCGAGGGCCACAAGAACAGACUGGGAGAUAUCAUCAUUAAGUCUAUCUUCAAAGGUGGGUUAUAUGGAGCUCUGAUCUCCAUACCCACAGACCUUCUUUUGCGCUGGAAAUCCCCAACAUUCAGAUUACUUGGACUCAGGGGCUGGGUUUUUUACCAUACGAUAUGGAUUUCUGCUGGAGCUUCAUUCCACACCGAACGCGAGGUGAUGAAGUUUGAGUCUCUCGUUAGGUGGGAGGAAAAGAUGAAGCGGGACAAGCUGAUUGAAUUGAGCGUGAUGAAUGGUGACUACGAUGAGGGAUACGAUUCCAUUCAACGCAAGAAAAAGGCCAAAGCUGCAGCGAAUGCAGAAGAUUCCCCAAAAUGA
Kuraishia capsulata CBS 1993 is the source of this 435-nucleotide messenger RNA. RefSeq lists its product as uncharacterized. The transcript has a single exon. NCBI's taxonomy places the organism in Eukaryota, Fungi, Ascomycota, Pichiomycetes, Pichiales, Pichiaceae. Bases 1 to 435 code for a protein of 144 amino acids. The record is from RefSeq and is a predicted model, not a curated record.